GUGAGUCAUUAAAAAAAAAUCUUAAUUAUAAACAUGUGUAAAAUCGCCACAAUCAUAAUCUUCUACCUUCAUCACGUAACACUGUUUUUCCUCGGACUCUUCCAGUUGGACUCGAUAUUUCCAUUGUACCUUGACCGAUUCGUGAUGAGACACGCGACGCGGUCGGGCCGAGUGCAGUGUCGACAUUGUCUCUCGUAUCGACGGUUCCGUUUACAUGCUUUUGUGGAAAUCGCGCUAAUUACGUUGAAAUCCUUCGCCAAUUUCAUAUCUCAUCCAACCGCGUUGGAUUUCUCUCCCCGCGUUGUGAAACCGUAAUUCCAAAUGUUAAACCGUUCGAUCGGCGCAUUUUCGCGAUGCCCGAUAUACGACAUGUUCAGAAGAAGCAUUUCGUAUUGUCGUGUCGAAGAACAAGCAUUGUCAUGUUAGCGCUACCGGAAAUCGGUAUGAAUAUUCAACCGCCACCCGAGUUUCGCAUCGCACGCUCGUAACAAGCGCGGAUUCGUACGAAAUUUUCUUUUCUUUUCUUUUCCUCUUUUUCCUCUCUUCUUUUUUUCCUUCGUCUGGGUGAGGAUUAUCUGAAUGACAGAACGGCGGGUCGAAAGGACCGCGUGCGAAAGAAGUGUCCCGGAAAUAUGUCACACGAUCUGAACUCCUCGUCGUCCUCGGAGCUGCCGUUGGACGACGAUGCGAGAGACGAGUAUCUCGCCAGGUGGGAAAUCGCGGUGCUGACCAGCAUAUUUCUCAUCACGAUCAUCGGUAAUGUCUUGAUCCUGUUGGCUCUUUACGCUCGGCGACGUUAUCAACGACGAAAGUUUACCAGGAUGUACUUUUUUAUCAUGCACUUAAGCGUGGCCGAUUUGUUGACGGGUCUGUUCGACGUUCUGCCGCAGCUCGCCUGGGACAUAACGUUCAGAUUUCAGGGUGGUGCAGUUCUCUGCAAACUGAUCAAAUUCGGACAGCCAUUCGGUCUGUAUCUCAGUUCCUAUAUCCUGACGGUGACCGCGAUGGACAGAUAUCAUGCCAUUUGCCAUCCCUUCAGUUACUGUAGUGUCACAUCUCGAAGAUCGAAAAUGAUGGUGUACGGGACAUGGACGCUCGCUGCUAUGCUGUGCGUACCACAGAUUUUUAUAUUCUCAUACAUGGAAAUAUCGCCCGGUGUUUGGGAGUGUUGGGCCACCUUCUACCUAAAAUAUGGCGAGAGAGCCUAUAUUACUUGGUACAGUGUUAUGCAGUUCUUAUUACCCUUCAUAGUGCUCGUAUAUACCUACACAAGAAUAUGCAUAUCGAUAUGGAGAAGUAGUAAACUAUCGGGACUCAUUGAUCUCAAAAGAAGCAACAAAAUCAGUUUCUGUCAGCGAAAUCGAGAUCCCCUUAUCUCCAAAGCAAUGAUCAACACUGUAAAACAAAUGAUCGUUGUGGUUACUUUAUACAUCGUCACCAAUACCCCGUUUAUCGGAUGCGAGCUGUGGGCAACAUGGGAUCCUAAAGCUUCCACCUCGCCAUUUUUUACAGGGGCUGCUUUCACUAUUCUAAGUCUCCUAAAUAGUCUCACGAGUUGCGUUAAUCCUUGGAUUUACUUUGCAUUUAACAAGGAAUUACGUGUGGCGUUGACAUGUUUUUUCUGCAGAAAGAAAGAUUAUUCGUUGACUUAUGAUAUAGAUGCACGUCAGAAUACGUCGGAUGUGCCCUCUUCAACAUCGUCGUUUAUUUCUAGAAUCUCGCGACUUGCGAGUUCAAAGAUAUUCGGGUAAAGUGGAAAUAAAACAAAGUUUGCAUUUUGAGGAGGACUGUUUUGAAUAUAAAGAAUACACCGAGAAAAUAUAGUUGAUGCAUAUAUACAUUUCGCAGACGUGUAAAUGUGUUUGGUGCAACAAUGUCGGAGCGUGUGCAACUUCUUUCGCGAGAACUCUUUAUUUAAUAAAAAUUAUUUAUUAAGAAUCUGUUAAAAAAUACCUAUGAAAGGAUAUUUCUUUUACAGAAAUAUUUUAAGAAAUACAGCUAGCGAUAUAGGUUAAAUAUUCACUGUUACGCGAAUUUCGAUCACUUGAAAAUAUAGAAACAACAUUCGA
Acromyrmex echinatior (Panamanian leafcutter ant) is the source of this 2069-nucleotide messenger RNA. It is a transcript of the gene AkhR, whose product is annotated as Adipokinetic hormone receptor. Gene Ontology annotation, molecular function: vasopressin receptor activity; peptide binding. Gene Ontology annotation, biological process: cellular response to hormone stimulus; G protein-coupled receptor signaling pathway. The record is from RefSeq and is a predicted model, not a curated record. NCBI's taxonomy places the organism in Eukaryota, Metazoa, Arthropoda, Insecta, Hymenoptera, Formicidae. Gene Ontology annotation, cellular component: plasma membrane.